Ochotona princeps (American pika) is the source of this 2175-nucleotide messenger RNA. RefSeq names its product zinc finger protein 260-like. The record is from RefSeq and is a predicted model, not a curated record. NCBI's taxonomy places the organism in Eukaryota, Metazoa, Chordata, Mammalia, Lagomorpha, Ochotonidae. The transcript has 8 exons. Gene Ontology annotation, biological process: regulation of DNA-templated transcription. The coding region runs from base 115 to 2175 and encodes 686 amino acids.
GAGGCCAGGAGGUGGACUGAUGUGAGAGGCGACAGCGGCCCCUGUUGUUGGAAGGCUCAAGCUGCAAGAGAGGAGGCCCCUUCCAGCCUGAGGUGUAGCCCUGAGGCCUGCUACAUGCUUCCCAGGCUGGAGAACACCAACACGCCUUCAGUGUUGGUGUCAUUUGAAGAUGUGGCUGUGGACUUUACCCAGGAAGAAUGGCAGACAAUGGACAACACUCAGCGUACCCUGUACAGGGAGGUGAUGCUUGAGACCUAUGACAAUCUGCUGUCCGUGGGGUAUUCCAUGACAAAGCCUGAUGUGAUCUUCAAGUUGGAACAAGAAUCAGCACCAUGGACAGCGGAGAAAUCUGCCAAGCAGAGACUUGCAGAUCCCCAUGGAAAGAAUGAGCUGUUUGAAGCUAAUCAGAAAGAUCAAGAAAUAAUCUUCAGGAAGCCUGAUGAAAUGCCAUUUGAAAAGAAGCAUACUUCUAAUGUCCCUGAGAACAACCUAGAGAGUGAGGAAAAUCUCAGUCAGCUUGACAAGAUCCACAUUUGUCAGCAGUCCUUUGAACACAAUGGGAAAGAGAAAACUUUCAGUGGGAAGACGAUAGUCCUUAUGUGUGACCAUGUUUAUACCAAAGACCUGUGUAAUCAGCAGCCUGUCAGUGUGGGAGAAGCAAUUCAUGUUGGCUCCUAUAAAUCUUGCCUUACUACCAAACACAGAGCUGACACAGGAGAUAAUUUAUAUAGACUCCACAGAAGGAAAAUAUUUUAUGAAUAUAGCGAGUGUAGAGAAGCAUGUUCUCAUAACUCAAAUUUAACCAUGCAUCAGAGAAUCCACACCAGGGAGAAACUUUAUAAAUGUAGUGAGUGUGGGAAAUGCUUUUCUCAUAAGCACCACCUCCUUGCACAUCAGAGAAUCCACACUGGGAAAAAACCUUAUGAAUAUAGUGCAUGUGGAAAAGCUUUUUCUAAUAAGUCAAACAUUAGAUCACAUCAGAGAAUCCACACAGGGAAAAAACCUUAUGAAUGCAGUGAGUGUGGAAAAGCUUUUAUUCGUAAGUCACACCUCAUUAGACAUCAGAGAAUCCACAGUGGGGAAAGACCUUAUGAAUGUAGUGAGUGUGAAAAAGCUUGUGCUCAGAAGUCAAAUCUCAUUAGACAUCAGAGAAUCCACACCGUGGGAAAACCGUACGAAUGUAGUGAGUGUGAAAAAGCUUUUGCUCAGAAGUCAAGUCUCAUUAGACAUCAGAGAAUCCACACCGGGGAAAAACCUUAUGAAUGUAGUGAGUGUGGAAAAACGUUUUCUGAUAAGUCAAGCGUUAGAUCACAUCAGAGAAUCCACACAGGUGAAAAACCUUAUGAAUGCAGUGAAUGUGGAAAAGGCUUUCCUUGUAAGCCAAUCCUCAUUAGACAUCAGAGAAUCCACACUGUGGGAAAACCGUAUGAAUGUAGUGAGUGUGGAAAAGCUUUUGCUCAGAAGUCAAAUCUCAUUAGACAUCAGAGAAUCCACACCGGGGAAAAACCUUAUGAAUGUAGUGAGUGUGGAAAAGCUUUUGCUCAUAAGUCAAGCAUUAGACCACAUCAGAGGAUCCACACAGGUGAAAAACCUUAUGAAUGUAGUGAGUGUGGAAAAACAUUUUCUUGUAAGUCAAGCAUUAGAUCACAUCAGAGAAUCCACACUGGAGAAAAACCUUAUGAAUGUAGUGAGUGUCGAAAAGCUUUUAUUCAUAAGUCACAUCUCAUUAGACAUCAGAGAAUCCAUACAGGUGAAAAACCUUAUGAAUGUAGUGAGUGUGGAAAAGCUUUUGCUCAGAAGUCAAAUCUAAUCAUACAUCUCAGAAUCCACACAGGUGAAAAACCUUAUGAAUGUAGCGAGUGUGGAAAAACCUUUUCUGAUAAGUCAAGUAUUAGAUCACAUCAGAGAAUCCACACAGGUGAAAAACCUUAUGAAUGUAGUGAGUGUGGAAAAACCUUUUCUGAUAAGUCAAGUCUCAUUAGACAUCAGAGAAUCCAUACUGGGGAAAAACCGUAUGAAUGUAGUGGCUGUGGAAAAGCUUUUACUCAGAAGUCAAAUUUAAUCAUACAUCAGAGGGUCCACACAGGGAUGAAACCUUACGAAUGUAGUGUGUAUCUUAAAGCCCUUACUUACCAGACAGGUUUCAUUCAACGUCAGAGAAUCCACACAGGAUAA